Olea europaea var. sylvestris is the source of this 1014-nucleotide messenger RNA. RefSeq lists its product as uncharacterized. The coding region runs from base 113 to 826 and encodes 237 amino acids. NCBI's taxonomy places the organism in Eukaryota, Viridiplantae, Streptophyta, Magnoliopsida, Lamiales, Oleaceae. The record is from RefSeq and is a predicted model, not a curated record. The transcript is spliced from 2 exons.
UAGAUAUAGAGAGAGAAAGGGGUAGGUAGGUUACAGAUUCGGCAGAGAGAGCCUUUCAAAUUUCACUUGUUCACUAGGGUUCAUAUCUGAUUGUGGUUUGAUCAAUUAUCAGAUGGAGAAACAGAUUGUUGACUAUGUUUUUGUACCAUCAGGCCUUGUACUAAUGGUUACUUAUCACAUUUGGCUUCUCCAUCAAAUUUUGAAGCACCCAAACCGAACUGUAAUCGGCAUCAAUGCCAUCAAUCGCCGCCUAUGGGUUCGUGCCAUGAUGGAGGACACAUCCAAGUACGGAGUGUUGGCUGUACAAACACUAAGAAACAACAUAAUGGCAUCCACCCUCUUAGCAUCGACUGCUAUUAUGCUGAGUUCCCUCAUUGCUGUGUUGAUGACCGGUGUUGGUGGCCGCAGCAACAGUUCAACAGGGCUUCUUUUUGGAGACAAAAGCGAGUUGGGUUUUUCCAUUAAAGUUUUCUCUAUAUUAGUUUGCUUCUUGAUGGCAUUCUUGUUUAAUGUACAAUCAGUAAGGUACUACAGCCAUACAAGUCUACUCAUCAAUGUGCCUUUCGAUAAAAUGGCUACAAAUUUUCUUGAUAACAUUGAAUAUGUAGGGAGGACGAUUAAUCGGGGGAGUUAUUUCUGGUCAUUAGGGCUGAGGGCAUUUUAUUUUUCUUUUCCUUUAUUUUUGUGGUUAUUUGGACCAAUUCCUAUGUUAUUGUGUUGUAUUGUCCUAGUUUUUUUGCUUUAUUUCUUGGAUGUUACUUUUGAUCAUGGGUGGGAUUCUCUAUCUCCUCCCGAAGAAAAGAAGAAUGACGAGGAGGCAAAUUGAGAAGAUGAGAGAUUUGAUACUACAAUAAAAAGAACGUGCUAUAGAGUCGAGUCGGGCUAUUUUGUUUACUUAUUACUUUUGUUGUGAACAAGUCGUAAUGAUAAUAUGUAAGAAGGCAAUGUGGAUUCAAUCCAAGUUGAAUCGAGUUGCUCAUUUACCUUGUUUUUAUGUAACUUCUUCUUUAGCCA